Colletotrichum costaricense is the source of this 363-nucleotide messenger RNA. RefSeq lists its product as uncharacterized. The record is from RefSeq and is a predicted model, not a curated record. NCBI's taxonomy places the organism in Eukaryota, Fungi, Ascomycota, Sordariomycetes, Glomerellales, Glomerellaceae. Bases 1 to 363 code for a protein of 120 amino acids. The transcript has a single exon.
AUGAACGCCACUGUCAAUCAAACUUGGACUGAGGCAAUGGCUGAGCUAAGACUACGGCCCACAGUCACACCGAGCAGCACUCUUCUACCUCACUCACUGACCGCGAAAGGGUGGUUAGCAUGUCUUGUUCUGUCGCUUUUGGACGGGCUUCUCGACAGGGUCCUUCGAUAUCAGCAAAAGGAUCCUGCGCGUCGGGCGCGGGAUGAGAGGCGAAGACGACGGCUGGGAGUCUGGGAGGAGAGGCAUCACAGCGGGCUUGAAAAGCUUCACGAAACGCUGUGUGAUCUGGAUAUCCCGGAGGUAGACCUCAAUACGGUCGACAUGCAUGAAUGGUUGGAUUACGCAUUUCAAAAAUCAUCAUGA